GCCGCUGCGCCACUCCCCACGGGCAUGCUGGUCGUGCGCGUCCCAGGGGACGAGUACACCUCGCCACAGGGCAGCAAAGGCAACUGCUACCAGACCAAUAUGGCGGUCGGCAUCGCGCACCGCGUCGCCCACCGCCUUGGUGCACGCGGCCAGUCCCUCGGAUUCGCAAUCCCCUACAAAGACGUGGCGCUGCCCAUCCGCAGCGGGCGCGCCCUGACGGCAUCACUGGCCCCGACGCUCGACUACAUGAUCGGCGCCACGGCGACAUGGCCGGGCCGCGAGAAGGACGUCAUCAUCAUUUGCCUCACUAAGUCGAACUCUCACAUGCCCAGGGGCCACAUGGACGAG
This is a messenger RNA of Prorocentrum cordatum, 348 nucleotides long. NCBI's taxonomy places the organism in Eukaryota, Dinophyceae, Prorocentrales, Prorocentraceae. The record is from the annotation of a GenBank genome assembly.